UUAAAAACACUGUUAAAUAAAAAAAUUAAAUUGAUUAAAAAAUCAUUAGUUCUUUGUUUUUAGAGGAAAAAAAAAUCAUUAGUUCUUGGAAAGUGGAAGAUUUCCAUAGAAGCAGACGUCUAGAGAUUGGAAUGAAGUACUAAAUCUUUUUAGCUCACUCUUUUUCUAAUCCAAAAAAAACUUUUACUUGCUUAUAAAGAUUAAAGCUUUAUAUCAUCAUCUUUUGAACAAUCAGUCAACUGAAGAAUUUGCCUGGUUGGGUAAGUCCAGGGUUUUAACUAAUUUGUUUGAAGUGGACUAAGGUGAGGAUGAUACUGAUGUAUGGGCAGUAGACUGGGUGCGGAAGAUGAGAAGGAAGCCAACGGGAUGCCGAGCUUUGAAUUACCCAUUUCAAAUGCACUUGGCAUAGAGGGGAGCACAAUCCAUUCAUAUCGAGUUUCUGAUUUUGUGGGAUUUGAUCAAUCUGUUGCAUUGCGAUUAGACGAUGCAGUUGAUCUGAGCACAAGAAUUGCAGAUACAGUGUUCAAUUCAGCCAAAGUAAGUAGCCAAGCGGUCUCUUCUGCUCCCCUCCGUAUCAGUUCUUUUGAUAAGUUUCCUACCAACUUUAACAUUAAUCCAUCUCCUAGCCAAUUGGAGUCUCAGCGACUGCCAUUAGAAAAGAGUCAACAAUUGAACAUUGUUGCUUUAUCUAGUGGUAAUACCGAGAAUUGGGAAGAGUCCAACAUGGCUGAUGGCAGUCCGAGGACGGAUGUGUCAACAGAUGGGGACACAGAUGAUAAAAAUCAGAGGUUUGACAGAGGUCAAUCUAUUGUUGUUGCAGCUUCUGAUUCCAGUGAUAGAUCAAAGGAUAAAAUGGAUCAGAAGACUCUUCGUAGACUUGCCCAAAAUAGAGAAGCUGCCAGGAAAAGCCGGUUAAGAAAGAAAGCCUAUGUCCAGCAGCUGGAGAGUAGUCGCUUGAAGCUGACCCAACUAGAACAGGAGCUUCAGCGAGCACGACAGCAGGGAAUCUUCAUAUCAAGCUCAGGAGACCAAGCUCAUUCAAUGAGUGGAAAUGGGGCCAUGGCAUUUGAUGUGGAAUAUGCCCGGUGGCUAGAAGAGCAAAAUCGACAAGUUAAUGAACUUAGAUCAGCUGUCAAUUCACAUGCAGGUGACGCUGAACUUCGCAUUAUCAUUGAUGGUGUAAUGGCUCAUUAUGAUGAAAUUUUUAGGCUAAAGACCAAUGCUGCCAAGGCCGAUGUUUUCCAUUUGCUUUCUGGCAUGUGGAAGACACCAGCUGAGAGAUGUUUUUUGUGGCUUGGAGGCUUCCGGUCAUCUGAGCUCCUCAAGCUUCUUGUGAACCAAUUGGAGCCUUUAACUGAGCAGCAGUUGGUGGGUCUUGGUAAUUUACAGCAAUCUUCCCAACAAGCGGAAGAUGCUUUAUCUCAAGGAAUGGAGGCGUUACAGCAGUCUCUGGCCGAGACAUUAUCUAGUGGAUCUCUCGGUUCAUCAGGUUCAUCUGGAAAUGUGGCAAAUUACAUGGGUCAGAUGGCUAUGGCCAUGGGAAAGCUAGGGACCCUAGAAGGUUUCAUUCGUCAGGCUGAUAAUUUACGGCAGCAGACUCUACAACAGAUGCACCGAAUAUUGACAACCCGCCAAUCGGCUCGUGCACUCCUUGCCAUACACGAUUACUUCUCAAGAUUACGUGCUCUUAGUUCGCUUUGGCUUGCACGACCAAGAGAGUGAAGUUUGCAGUAGAAAAGUUUGAGCCGUAUUCAGAUCCACCAAUGGUAAAUGGUUUCUAGUGUUUAAAAGAUGUAAUUUUUCUUCUACAUUGCUUGUGUUGUAGUUUAAUGUAUCAUGAGAACUAGUCUGUAUUAGUCAUCUUUAGUCAUCUCACAGCCAGAGAAUCUGACUACUUCAAAAACAUAUGUAUCAAUGUCAAUUAUUUAUAUCCUUUCCAUUGUGUAAUAGGAAUUUGGCUGUGCUUGUAACUAAACAUUUUGCAAUGAAUUUGAGGUUUGAGACACAAAAGAAAUAAAGAGUUGUUCAUUUGUUAUAUCAAA
Mercurialis annua (annual mercury) is the source of this 2042-nucleotide messenger RNA. RefSeq names its product transcription factor TGA6-like. Gene Ontology annotation, biological process: DNA-templated transcription; regulation of DNA-templated transcription. The transcript has 12 exons. The record is from RefSeq and is a predicted model, not a curated record. Bases 322 to 1722 code for a protein of 466 amino acids. NCBI's taxonomy places the organism in Eukaryota, Viridiplantae, Streptophyta, Magnoliopsida, Malpighiales, Euphorbiaceae. Gene Ontology annotation, molecular function: DNA-binding transcription factor activity; sequence-specific DNA binding.